AGCACCUGCACGCCCCACCUGCUGCACCUACACUCUGCGCAGCAUGGCUCAGCCCCUCAUGCGCCUCGCGCGCCCCCGUCUCGCCAGUGCGCUCCCCGCCGUGCGCCCGGCAAUCUCGGCCUCCACGCCGCGCGCCUUCUCGGCCGCUGCGCCGCUGCGCGCCGACGACGAGCCAAAGGCCAAGCAGGGCCUGCUCAAGUCUCUGAUGCACGGCUCGCCGCACGCGCGCGCCGAGUCGCCGACCGUGUCGCAGUCGCACUCCAAGACCGUCGGGCGCGGCAAGUACAUCCACGAGAUCCAGCGCCUCGUCGUGCGCCCCGACGCCGUCGAUGAGCUGCGUGCCGUGCUGGCCGAGUUCUACCCGCGCCUGCACAAGAGCGACGGCGGCGACGGCGGACGUCUCGUCGGCAGCUGGGAGGUUGUCGUGGGCGACCAGGAGACGUUCUACACGGUGUGGGAAUAUGAUGGAUACGCAGGCUACGACGAGGUGCAGGCCUCUCUCGCCAAGUCCGAGACAUAUGCAGCGCUCCAGAAGAAGCUGCGUCCGCUGCUGUCCUCGCGAUCGAACUGGCUCGCACAGGAGUUCGGCUUCUGGGCCACCAGCCCGCCGAACACCAACAUGGGCGGUGUCGUGGAGUGGCGCACAUACCACCUGAAGCCUGGAAUGCUGCUGGAGUGGGAGACGAACUGGCGCCGCGGACUCGAGGCACGGCGCAAGUACGUGCAGCCAGUCGCUGCGUACUUUACGCAGAUCGGCGGCUUGCACACGGUGCACCAUCUCUGGCACUACCCGAACCUGGACGAGCGCAAGAAGACGCGCGAUGCCGCCUGGCAGGUCGAGACUUGGAACGACACCGUCUCGCAGACGGUCAAGCUCAUCGACAAGAUGCACGCGCAAAUCAUGAAGCCGCUGCCGUUCAGCCCGCUGCGAUGAUGCGCCC
Messenger RNA from Tilletiopsis washingtonensis, 941 nucleotides. RefSeq names its product NIPSNAP-domain-containing protein. The coding region runs from base 44 to 934 and encodes 296 amino acids. The transcript has 7 exons. Lineage: Eukaryota; Fungi; Basidiomycota; Exobasidiomycetes; Entylomatales. The record is from RefSeq and is a predicted model, not a curated record. Gene Ontology annotation, cellular component: mitochondrion.